Cuscuta campestris is the source of this 1779-nucleotide messenger RNA. NCBI's taxonomy places the organism in Eukaryota, Viridiplantae, Streptophyta, Magnoliopsida, Solanales, Convolvulaceae. The record is from the annotation of a GenBank genome assembly.
UAGGGUAAUGGGCAUCGAUAGUAAUGCAACAUGGGAAUUGUUCUUGAACAAAGCAAUUCCCUUGGGAUUACUUGAAGUCUACAUUACAGAUACUACGGAAAGUAAUGUUGUCGGCCCUUCUACGCAACACAUUUCCACGGAUAGAGAAAAUGUGGGUACAUCCACACGACGCAGUAGAUUGGCCCGAGUGGUCCAUUUAGAGGAGAACAUUGACAAUCCAGACACAGAUAGCGAUUCGGAGUAUGUUCCGUCUGACAAUGAAGACACCGAGGAUGUCUGGGUUAAACUCAUGGAGGAGCUUGCCACUCAAGGACAACGAUCAUACAAACCUGGGGCUCCUUUGGAAGAAGGUAUGGUGUUUGCUAAUUUACAUGCUUUACAAGAUGCAAUCACCAAACACUCGAUUGCGCAACAUCGAUUUUGGAUAACGGAGUACAAGAAAAGAGCUUCAUGGGCUUGUCGAUGUUGGUACCAUGCCAAACAACCAUGUUGUUUUUGGCGUGCUCAAUCUCAACAACUAUCCUCUGGAGCGUGGCGCUUGAAGCAAUUCAAUGAUGUUCACAGUUGUCAUCCGGAUUAUUCCCACGAAGGUAACGACUACAAUAUGGAUUACAUGUUUAUUGGUCGAUUUAUCCUUGACAAAGUACGGGUUGACCCGGAGUACAAAGUGAAACUCAUUCAACACAAAUUACUUCAAGAAUUCAACGUUGCAUUUUCUUAUAAAAAAUGUAUGAUGGGUCGAAUCCAUGCUUCAGAGAUGUUACACGGCAGUUGGGAGGACUCUUACACGCACCUCUCAGUUAUCUUAUAUAACCUUCAAAAUGCAUACCCAGGAACAAUUGUUGAGGUUGUUUACUCUUCACCCCCUCCCAACCUCAAUGUUAUCCCGGACGAAGUACCGCAUUUUAAGUAUGCAUUUUGGGCAUUUCCAGCAGCUAUUAAUGGUUUACAGUAUUGCUUUCCUGUGGUGACGGUGGACGGGACCCAUUUGUACGGAAAGUACAAGGGUCACCUACUUUUGGCGGUGGCACUCAAUGGAAAUCGAGAACUUUUCCCACUUGCAUAUGCUGUAGUUGACGGGGAAACAUCUGACAGUUGGGCAUGGUUUUUUCGUCUUCUUGUUCAAAGAGUUAUUCGUUCACAUCGGGUUUGUGUAAUUUCUGAUAGGCAUGCUGGCAUUAUCAAUGCAUAUCUUGAUCUUCUUGAGCUACAAACUGGGUUCAUAACCAAGCGUUAUUGUCUAAGGCAUGUCCGCAAUAAUUUCAUGAAUAAAUUUCAUGACAGUGACCUUAAACGUAAAGUUUGGGCCGCUGGGAGCACACCCAACAUCGAACAGUUUAAUGAGUACAUGGCAGAAAUCAGGCACGCAAAUGAAGCUGCAUAUAAGUACUUGAACGAUAUUCCGCGCGAGGCAUGGACUCUCUGUUAUGAUGGUGGAAAUAGAUGUGGAAUCCUUACAACCAAUAGUUCGGAAAGUUUUAAUAAUAUGCUGAAAGGUUGUCGGAUGAUGCCAGUUACGGUGAUACUAAAGAUGUCCUACAAUAAAAUGGUUGAAUCAUUUUAAAAAAGGCACAAGAUUGCUGUUCAGUGGAUGCAGAAGAACAUCCACACAACUCCUAAAAUCACAACAAUUCUUCGACACCGCGAGAAGACAAAGCACAAGUGGGUAGCUACAAAUUAUGGUAACUAUCAGUAUAUAGUUAGCCAUACUUCUCGUUCUGAUCCAGGUGCUACGUACAAUUAUAUGGUGGAUUUGGCUAAUAACAUUUGCACGUGUGG